Molecule: messenger RNA, 1746 nt
Organism: Miscanthus lutarioriparius
Lineage: Eukaryota; Viridiplantae; Streptophyta; Magnoliopsida; Poales; Poaceae
Source: the annotation of a GenBank genome assembly
AUGGCUGCCGACGAUCUGCAUUUCACUUUCACACGAACACUGUCCACCGUUCUCGCUACGAGCUUCUUCUUUGUACUCCUAUGCAGCUCGCUACAAGUACGUGGCGUGAACUACACGUUCAUGAAGGACGCGGCGCUGGCGCCCAGCGUGUCGUACUACGACUACAUCAUUGUGGGCGGCGGCACGGCCGGGUGCCCGCUGGUGGCCACGCUGUCGGAGCACUUCCGCGUGCUCCUGCUGGAGCGCGGCGGCUCCCCCUACGACGACGAGCGCAUCGGGGACAUGGCCCGCUUCGCGGACACGAUGUCCGACACCUCCCCGGGCUCGCCCGCGCAGCGGUUCGUGUCGGAGGACGGCGUCAUCAACUCGCGCCCGCGGGUGCUGGGCGGCGGCAGCUGCAUCAACGCCGGCUUCUACACGCGGGCCAGCGACGACUACGUGCGGGACGCCGGGUGGGACCUGGGCGCCACCGGGGCGGCGUACCGGUGGGUGGAGGACGUGGUGGCGUUCCAGCCGGAGCUGGGACCCUGGCAGGCCGCGCUGCAGAGCGGGCUGCUCGAGGCCGGGAGGUCAGAACGUAGUUCGAGUAAAAUGUUACGGCUUCGCGGCAUGCUGGCUGGCACGGCCAAGCCCGCAGGCACCGAAUUUACCUGGCCUGGCCACAGUAGUGUACCAGGCGAACUGACUGGUGGUUACUUCGGCGCCAGGGAGACGGCCGGUGGCACGCGGCGUGGUGUUCCACGACUCCGAGGAGCGGAUGCACAAGGCGUACCUCAACGCCGGCCUCCGGAACGAGAUCGUCCUCUCGGCGGGCGCCAUGGGCAGCCCCCAGCUACUGAUGCUCAGCGGCGUCGGCCCAGCCGACCAGCUCGUUCGGCAUCAGCAUCGUGCGGGGUCGGCCAGGGGAUGUCCGACAACCCCAUGAACGCCAUCUACGUGCCGUCGCCUUCCCCGGUCGAGAUCUCGCUCAUACAGGUCGUCGGCAUCACCCAGGUCGGGAGCUACAUCGAGGGCGCCAGCGGGUCCAACUGGGGCGUCCGGCCCUCAGCCUCCGGCGGUGUCCACCGGCCGCGCAACUUCGGCAUGUUCUCUCCACAGACGGGGCAGCUGGCCACGGUGCCCCCGAAGCAGCGCACGCCGGAGGCCAUCGCGAGCGCAGCGGAGGCGAUGAGGCAGCUCGACGACUCGGCCUUCCGCGGUGGCUUCAUCCUGGAGAAGGUCCUCGGCCCGCUGUCCACGGGCCACCUCGAGCUGCGCAACCGCGACCCCGACGACAACCCGUCGGUGACGUUCAACUACUUUUCGCACCCCGAGGACCUCCGCCGCUGCGUGGCCGGCCUGUCGGUCAUCGAGCGCGUCAUCCACUCCAAGGCCUUCGAGAACUUCACGUACUCCGACUUCUCCAUGGAGACGCUGCUCAACAUGUCGACCGGGUUCCCGGUCAACCUGCUGCCCCGGCACGACAGCGACUCCACGUCGCUUGAGAUGUUCUGCAAGGACACCGUCAUGACCAUCUGGCACUACCACGGCGGCUGCCAGGUCGCCAGGGUCGUCGACGCUGAGUAUCGAGUGCUCGGCGUCGACGCGCUGCGCGUCAUCGACGGCUCCACUUUCAACGCCUCGCCAGGAACCAACACGCAGGCCACCGUCAUGAUGCUCGGCAGGUAUAUGGGAGUCAGAAUCCAAAAUGAAAGGUUGAAAGCUGAAGGAGUAGAGGGAACCCUCUGGGCACUCUGGAUCCUAUAA